AUCAGAGCUGGAAUCUAAUUUUGAUGUCCUACGGAGGAUUGCACUGUACACGCGUGGACAUGCAAAGUGUAAACUUUGAUGUGGUAGCCUAUUUGUUCUGUUUAUAAACCUUUGAUUUAUUUGAGAAAAUAACCCGCAGAGAGGAAUUAAGCUAUCUUUACCGGAAUAAAUGAGAGAAUUCAGAGUGGGACCUGUGAAAAACGGGAGUUUCUCAUACACUUUUAGCCGGAGGACUGCGGCUGGAACGAGAAUGCUGAACAGAACCUUUGUAGUGCCCCCUUGUGUGCAGGAGGAAUGACAGCGCCCCCUCGAUGAGAGCCAUGGAGCUGAAAGUGUGGGUGGACGGAGUGCAGCGGAUCGUAUGUGGUGUCACAGAGCUCACCACAUGCCAGGAGGUGGUCAUCGCUCUGGCCCAGGCCAUUGGGCGUACUGGCAGGUACACGUUGAUCGAGAAAUGGAGGGAGACGGAGCGCCACCUAGCACCACAUGAGAACCCAGUAGUGUCCCUCAACAAGUGGGGCCAGUAUGCCAGCGACGUGCAGCUGGUCCUCCAGCGCACAGGACCCUCCCUCAGUGAACGCCCCAACUCCGACGGGUCGGCCCGCGUACCGGAGCGUGGCCUCUACCGCCAGAGCCUACCCCCACUGUCCAAGCUGCGCCCGUCGGCGUAUGACCGCUCACUCAAGCGCCGGGAGCCCAAGCGCAAGUCCCUCACCUUUACGGGCGGGGCCAAGAGCCUGAGGGAUAUCUUCGGGAAGGGCAGAGACACUGAAACCAGGCAGCAGCAGCAGGGCAAGAGCGUGGCGUCCGUGCCGCCCAGUCCGUCCCGCGAGCUGGCGCGCCUGGUCCGGCUGCAGAAGGACAAGCUCCAGCACCUGGAGAGUCGACUGCAAGGCUGCGAGGCAGAGCUACGGGGCUGCGAUGGCAGCGGCGUUUCCGUCGAGGGUCAGGAUUGCAGCUUCACACCAGACGAGGAGCUGGUACGUCUGGAGCAGCAGCUCCGGAGGAAUGAGGUAGAGAUGUCGGAGGAGGAGUUCUGGCAGAACGAACUGCAGAUCGAGCAGGAGAGCGAGCGGCAGUUGAGGGACCAGCUCCAGGAGCUGACCGGACGGGUGAGAGAAUGCGAGGCCCGGCUGGGGGAGUACCUGAGCCGAAUCCAGAGCAUGGAGGCCGGCCUGGAGCAGGAGGCGGAGCAGAGCAGGCAGGUGGACGAGGAAGAGGCCCGGGUCCAGCUGGGGAAGGUGAGGGCGGAGCUAGAGCAGCAGGCUCAGCACACGAUGUGGCUAGAGAGCAGCUGCAGGGCUGUGGAGCGCUCACUGGGACAGUCCAGCAAGAAACUACAGGAAAAGGAGCACGAGUUGGAGCAGCUGACCAAGGAGCUCAGGCAGGUGAACCUUCAACAGUUCAUCCAGCAGACUGGCACCAAGGUCACCGUGCUACCAGCCCAGCCCAAUGAUGAGGGAAACAAUGCAGACAUUCAGUCAGGCUCACUGAAACGACUGGGCUCCUCCCGUCUUCUCCCCAGUGACCUCCGGGCUCUGCAGAGCCCAGUGUCUUCAGGCCUCAACCCUGAAGGCAUUUAUGUCUGACCCCUGACCUUUACCUCCUGCUGGCAACCAUCAAUGGCACUCUGCGUGAGUUAAGGCGACUUCUUCCUUUGAGGAUCCACUCCUUAUCAUCUCCAUUUAACCUCCAGCCUGUCCUGCCACAAAGUUCUUAUUCCUUUGUACUAGCUGAACUUUGACCUCCCUCUCCCAUAAGAACACGGAAGACCCCCAAUGUUGUUUUGUCAAGACAGAAGCUGCGUAUAUUUGCCUCAUUUCGGCAGAAGUGGCCGACAGCUGAAGAACUCAACCAUAUCCUUUGCUAUCGAUCAUGAAUGUUUAAUGUACAGAAGGCCUGUUUUCAAACAGAAUGUCACUGUUUUACCCCUACCUCUGUGCACUUCAGUAUUUACUCUCAAUGAUCUACAAGGACUGGCUAGAUUUUACAAAAUAUGGUAUUAAAACCACUUAGCAAUCUGUGUUUAUCAAAUGGCCAACUAAUGGAAUUGUGAAGUGCAGAACACCAUGACAAUUAAAGGGAUAGUUCUAUUUGUUUGUGAUUUUGGAUAAUUUCGUUACUACCCAAAAUCCAAAAGAUGAAUUGCCAUCUCUGGAUGCAGUUUGAAGUAAUUUGUAGCAUUUGGCUUGCUUAGUACCCCCGCUGGAUGUCUUUAGUGGACAUUAGCUGCCUCCUCCGAACCAGAAGAAAAAAGUUAUUCUAACUGCUCAAAAGCUGGUUUGUCAUUUAUGGUUAUACUCAGUAUUUUAUGAAUGUGGUACUGAUGAUCCAAAGAAAUUCUACUUCUACUGUACCAUAUUGUCAUUCACAUUAUCGUGCUAAUGUUACCAUCUAGUGCACGGGUGUCAAACCGAUUCCGCUGAGGGCCUAGAGUAUGCUGGUUUUUGGUUUUUCCAUAAAUGUGCUUCCCAGUUCAGACCUAAACAACCAGGUGAGGGUAGAACCUAACCAAUUAGUGACCUAAUUCAUCAAGUACAAGGGGAGAGCAAAAACCUACAGACACACGGCCCUGCGUGGAACCGGUUCAACACCAGUGAUCUACUGUAUGGGAUGACAUCAGGUUCCUCAACAUCCCUGUUUAAUUGGAACCUGAAUGUACUGAGGAGAUACUUGUGCAGUUAGACACUGCGGAGGCACAAGGGGUGUCUGAAUCUGCAACAGAGCCAGGAGACCAGGUGGCUUGAACUUGGGGAAUUCUGUCCCACAGCACCAAUGUUGAUUGUGCAACCACUUUUGAGUAGUUAAAAGCAUUUUGUCCUCUGGUUCACUAAGGAGCCAGGUAGUGUCUACCAAAGACUUUAAGCAGUAGGGCUGAUCCAACAAAAUGCUACAAUCUACAACUUUCUUAAAACUGCAUGCAGAGAAACAAAAGGAAUACAAUAUUUUGUCUGACUUUGGUUAAGUAGGAAUUCAUACAAAAUGACAAAAUAAAGAAAUAUCCCUUUAAUGGAGACUAACUAUUAAACAACUUUUUAAAUGGUUCCUCGCCCCUGUAAGGAGUCCUAUGGCCAGAAAAUUUUGCAUUACAUAAUGAUAGCAUUUUAGUAAAAACACCGGCCCAAAGAUUACAUUUAUGUGAAAUUACGCUAGACAGCUAACAAAAAAUCCUACAUUUCAUACCUCAGAAAUCUGCAGAUACAUUUUUUCUUGGCCCACACACUGAUUUCAGGGUGAGGAACCGUCUUAAAAUAGUGAAUUCUUCUUAGUUUAACUGUUGUUUCUGGCCCUGGACGACCCAAAGGAAAUCCAGAUGCUGCAACUAAUGAUCUAUCUGAGAUCAGACCAGAGUUUAGUUGAAAAGGUCUUAAGGGCACAAAAUCAGAUGGUCAUGUGUUAUAAGGUGGGGGGGGGUUCAACAUGACCAGUCGUAAUGUUGUAAUCUGAGGGUCAAACUAAAUAAUUCCAACCUCCAAAUGGUGCAGUGUGCACUUAUAUUAUUUGGUGAAUGUAAACGCAUCUGUAUGGAUUAACUGAAGCCUAUAGCUGACUAAUUAUUUUGUAGUGUAAAAGUGGAUCCAAGAAGAGGGAUUCGCCUGGCAUGGAGGCCAAGGGCAGGCUAGAGGUGUUGGUGGUGGGGGCGUGGGGUGUCUUUUUUUUUUUGGAAGCUUUUAUUUUUGAAAUUUAGAACAACAUAAAUCACAGCUUUUUAAACUGUUUGCUGUAUUUAAGGGGGCUCAUGUCUCAUUCCUGCACACCCCCCCUCCCCGCCCCCCCUCCCCGCUGAUCUGUAAUUUGCACACUGAGAAGGGAGACAUUUAAUUUUUUACUAAUAUGGGCAACCUAGUGUGAGACCUGAAGUGUAUAGCAUAGUCAUAUCCAAAUGCCUUAUUUAUACAAGUAUAUUUCUGUUCAGAUGUACUUCAAGAAAAGUAAAGGCUGUUAAGAUGGCAGAUAGUCAUGGCAGCUAUGCUCCAGGAAUCAAAUACACCUUUGUGAAAUUGUGCAUCAUUAUUUUUUAUUAUUAACUUUGUUGGGAUUAGAUGGCAAUAGAAAAUAAUCUGGACUAUGGCUGGCCAUUGAGUGUCAGAAUCCAUCACACAAACCAUUUAGCUAAGCUCUCUCAGUAUUGAUAUCAUAUGGGGAUGAUGCAUGCAAAAAUGUUACAUUAUGCAAUUUCUGUGGUUACUCACUUUCAUCACUUGGAAUCUUUCAGUAUGCUCUAAGUUUAUCUGUGCACUUUUACUUUGGAAGUCUGUUGACAUUUUACAAAGCAUGUACGAUUUUUCUUUUUAAAGAUCAUGUCUUGUUUUCUCUCUCUAUCAUUUUAACCUCAUGAAGAACUGUUCUUUAGGAGGUUACAAAUGAAUUGUCUUACAUGGCUAAUCGUUUUUAUGAAAUUAAAAGAUGUCUCACAUGAACCAAAGCAAGUUAGACAAUGUGGUAUGUAGCAGUCAGUCUAAAUGUACCUAAUUUGUUAAAACAGAACAUGCUCUGUAAAUAGUUUUAAGGGGGCCACUUUCUCUGCCUCCACUUUAAUAGUGAAGGAUUUGUAAUGAUAUUGGACUCUGAAUGUCUCUGGCAAUAGGUUGUACAACUGAAUGUGUCUCUAGGUCUAUUCAUGGACGCACACCACACUCAGACUAAAUGCUUGUUUCGCUCAGUAUUAUUGAUGUCCGGCGUUGCCAAAUGAAGGUUGAGCUGUGUCAGAACUGUAACCUACUAAAACCAUGGCUCUUAACAAUGUACACAGCAGAGACUAUUAGCAUGCCUUACUGAAAAACUGUAAAUAAUCACUACAUUAUAGUAUAGAAUAUUUUAAAAAGUAAUUUUAAAUAAUGCACAAUGCUUACAAAGACAAUAGUUGUACUAAGAUUACUUCACUUUUUUUUUCUAUACUGCUACUUUAUGGACCGAUUGGUGCAUGCACUGAUGGCUUGGUUUCAUUGAGCUUUUUCUAUUGUUUAAAUGACCAGAGGCAUAUGGUGAAAGUGUAAUGUGUAUUACAUUCUUCCACACGGUGUCUGUCACUGCAUGCCUCUAUCUGACUUUUACUGUGUCAUGUCUUGGGCCUAGAUCAGUUAAUUCACUCACAUAUGAUGUCAAGGAUACUGAAAUGCAAACUGUUAACACGUAUGGGUUUUUGCCCUAAAAAGUGCCCCCGAUUUGGUGCUUCUUUGGCACAACCUGUCAAUACAAGCCCAAAGAUGCAAAUUAAAAUCUUAAAUCUAAUCUACGCUAUGCAUUAUGUUUCUAUUAGAAUUGUUGUUAAAUUUUGCACCCACUUGAGCAUGGGUUCUCAGUCUUAAGAGGUGGUUGUUGUUAACAUGAUGCCUAUGAUUAAAGUUUCCCAGACAGCCUGAGCCUUGUCUCCUGCUAAGAAACGUGUUCAAUGGAGUCUCCCGUGAACAUGCUCUUUAGUCUAGGUGCUUUUUUCAAUCAGUAUUGCUGAAGUUCAGUUCUAUAGCAAGCUUGACACUUUUCCUUUUUUUUCUCUCUCCCAUUUCUCGGAAAACGUCUCCCAGUGUCUUGGUAUGCAAUUUGUAUUUAAUCAGAAUACAAUGCAGACCUUCAGCACUAUGGAUUGAAUCAAACCCUUGUACUAAGCUUACAGUGUUUCCUGGAAACAAGUACAGAGUGAAUGAUUGGAAGGGAACUGCCAACCUCUGUUGAAUGGAGCUGUCACAUAUGAGAAUGACAUGAACUAAUUCAUAUUCUCCACAAACAUCUAAGAUAAAUGACAUUGCCACAUGCAGUAUAUGGAUGGCAUCAUUGUAAGCUGUUAUGAAAUGCUUAAUAAAUCUAGACAGGUAUGAACAA
Esox lucius (northern pike) is the source of this 5820-nucleotide messenger RNA. It is a transcript of the gene rassf8b, whose product is annotated as Ras association domain family member 8b. Gene Ontology annotation, biological process: signal transduction. The transcript has 5 exons. The coding region runs from base 312 to 1589 and encodes 425 amino acids. The record is from RefSeq and is a predicted model, not a curated record. Lineage: Eukaryota; Metazoa; Chordata; Actinopteri; Esociformes; Esocidae.